AUGCUAUUGUACCUUAAAUGUUGUUUAAAAGUAAUAUCAUAGCAUAUAUAUUAUUACCUUAUAUAAAAUGAUUUUGCCCAAAAAUGAGAAGAUUAUUUCCAUGCACAAACGAUAACAUACAAUUCUCCAUAUCACAUCCUUUGAUUCUCUUAAAAAAAAAAAAAAAUUACAAUAUCCAAAUCCAAAAUUACAAAACAUUUUUUUUAAUCUACCUUUUCACCUAACCUAAAUAGUAAAAAAUACACUAUAUAAAUAAAGUUGACGGGCUUCUAUUGCUAUGAGUUUUGCUCUCUCUUCAAAUUGUGUUUCCUUUUCUCUCCUCCUCCCUCAAAUCACUCUAAUAAGCACAGAUGCCUAUUGAAACGGAGGAUUUGGACCCACCCGAUAGCGACUCGGAGCCGUUUGUGGAGGUGGACCCCACGGGGAGGUACGGCCGCUACGACGAACGCCUCGGUGUUGGGGCCGUGAAGAAGGUGUAUAGGGCAUUUGAUCAAGAGGAGGGCAUAGAGGUGGCAUGGAACCAAGUAAAGUUGAAACAAUUUAGUGGCGAUAGUUCUAUGAUAGAUAGGUUAUUUUCUGAGGUUAGGUUAUUACGGAGUUUGAAAAAUAAAAAUAUAAUCGCGUUGUAUCAUGUUUGGGAGGAUAAGGCUCAUAACACAUUAAAUUUUAUUACCGAAGUUUGUACCUCGGGAAAUUUGAGGGAGUAUAGGAAGAAACAUAAGCAAGUUUCUUUAAGGGCUUUAAAAAAAUGGUGUAAGCAAAUUUUGAAAGGGUUGGAAUAUUUGCAUACUCAUGAACCUUGUAUCAUACACCGCGAUCUCAAUUGCAGCAAUCUUUUUGUCAAUGGUAACAUUGGUCAGGUGAAAAUUGGGGAUUUGGGUCUAGCAGCAGUAGUAGGAAGGAGCCAUGCUGCACAUUCCAUCCUAGGGACACCGGAGUUCAUGGCGCCGGAGCUUUAUGACGAGGACUACACCGAGCUAGUCGAUAUCUACUCAUUUGGAAUGUGUGUAAUUGAACUUGUUACCAUGGAAAUACCUUAUAGUGAAUGUAACAACGUCGCUAGGAUAUAUAAAAAGGUGACAUCCGGGUUAAGGCCUCAAGCCCUUGACAAGGUUAAGGAUUCGGAAGUGAAGGCGUUCAUUGAGAAGUGCCUAGCUCGGCCUAGGGCUAGACCCUCUGCGACCGAGCUCUUGGCUGAUCCUUUCUUUGAUGACAUUAUUGAUGAUGAUGAAAGCAAUGAACAAGAGUAGAUGAAGAAUGUUAGAGAUAUGAAUAUUUUUCCGAUAUUUCAUAUCUCUAACAAACUAGUAGAAACUUGCAUAGAUUUUUAUAGGAAUUGAGCCUCCAAAGUUUUUUAUAUUUUUGUUGUAGGCUUGGUUUCAUAUCUUUGUUACAUGUUGCAUGAUUUGUUGGACUAUACAAUAUUUGGUAGGUUAUUAUGUAAUAUUUGGUUUGAUCUAGGUUUUUUUACAUAGGAAAAAAAAAGUGUUUUGAGGGAAAUAAUAAAGGUUUAAUUAGAAUUUGGGAGUGAAAUUUAUCUCUGGGAUUACAAAAAUGUAAAUAUAAUUUCCAGGGAGAUUAUAUAUUUGGAUGGUAUUUGAUCUGAAUUUCUAUUGUGUUGCACAUUAUGUUUGGCAUAUAUAAUGAAUUCCUUCUACUUUAA
Molecule: messenger RNA, 1663 nt
Organism: Chenopodium quinoa (quinoa)
Lineage: Eukaryota; Viridiplantae; Streptophyta; Magnoliopsida; Caryophyllales; Amaranthaceae
Product: probable serine/threonine-protein kinase WNK11
Exons: 3
Coding region: 351-1250 (299 amino acids)
Biological process (GO): protein phosphorylation; intracellular signal transduction
Cellular component (GO): cytoplasm
Molecular function (GO): ATP binding; protein serine/threonine kinase activity
Source: RefSeq, a predicted model, not a curated record